AUGGAGGAGACCACAGACGACGCCGCUAACUUCGACAUUGAACUUGCCAAGAUGCUCAUCACGACCAUUCUCAGUAUCAUCCUUUACGGAAGACAAGCCUUUCCGCAGAAAUGUUUUCAGGAGGUGUCGGAACGCGACUUGGACCAUCCACAGGCCACGCAUGAGCAGUUCCUCAGAUCUGGACAGCAACUUUCGUUCAAAGACGAUCCUCUCCACACCCUCGACCCUGACAGUCAAACGUUGGUGUACAUCAGAGAAUGUAACAAUCGUCGUCUGCACAGCUUGCUCACAGAUCUGGACCAAAUCUUCGCCGCCCUUGCGGAUCGACUCGUUGGCAAGAUUUACAUCUGCUUCACCGAUUCCAAGGAAUGGUCCAAAGACAGCCUGCUCGAGUGCUACACUCUCAAGUUCAGCUACACUGAACUGGGAGACUUCCACAUCUACAUGGACUGGGCUGGGACAGGUGACACGCCCUUGAAGGAAAAGAUUUCAGAGGAUGUCUUCAAGUCCUUGAAACAGGUGGUCAUUGGCAGCCCGCAGCUCCCGGAUCCUUUCUAUACGCACUUAUUCGUAUCCUCUGUGGACAACAAGACCAAGCUCGAAGGUGCUUGGGCUGGGAACGUCCAUGGCGUCAGAGAAGCACUCUUGCACUUCAAGGACAGGAAGGGGUCGAGCAGCGGUCGGGUUGGAAGAUUCAGUCUUGCCGCGCGCGACGACCCCAGAGCUGCCAGAAUUGUGCAGUUCAUCCGUCACGGCAUCAGCCAGUCCAGCCCCAAACUUGGCUGCAUCGCCAGCCAGGCCGAUAUCUGA
This is a messenger RNA of Diaporthe citri, 810 nucleotides long. RefSeq lists its product as uncharacterized. NCBI's taxonomy places the organism in Eukaryota, Fungi, Ascomycota, Sordariomycetes, Diaporthales, Diaporthaceae. The record is from RefSeq and is a predicted model, not a curated record. Bases 1 to 810 code for a protein of 269 amino acids. The transcript is spliced from 5 exons.